UGAAGCUUAUAAACCGCGAGCACCAGUUAAAUACAUGGAAAUUUAUGCGUAACCCACCUCGAGUCUGGAGAUUUGAAUCUUGAUUGCAACAAAAGCUUAUUACUACCCAACCUUCGGGGCUUAUUUCACUUGCUUUAACUAACUGAUGUUGUGGAAAGCAAGUUUCAUAGAAAAUGAAGCCAUUCACUCAUGCAAGGAUGCACCAACAUUUCCUCUUAAUGUUCAGGUCUCAAUCUCUGGGUUCCCUUAAAAAGUGUCUCAAUGCAUGGACCCUCGCUUUGCAUUGAAACAUUUCCUUACUCUCUGUGAAGAGCAAAAAUUGACUGCUCGUCUCCUCAAGUGGAAUGACAAAAAUGUCACUUUUACCCUCACAUUAUGAAAGGCUAACAAAAGAAGAUGAAGUGACCGGCUUGAGGGUUUGAUUUUUGUGCGAACUCGUUCUUCAGCGGACCUUAAGUGAUAUUGAGCAUAAUUAGGAGGGUACCCGCGCAAUAACCAUUCCAUUGAUGUGUGUAUUCCAUUUCCACUCCCAUUUGCCUUGUAUUGGAGAGAAACAAAAAGUUGGGAUUAUAAAGUGAAACGAAUACUUCAGGUGUCCAAUUCUCCAAUUAUAAUUUGUAACUUUACCAACUUUUACUUGGAAAAAAAAAAGAAUUUAAGGUAUUUUUCAUCUGAAUUUUUCUGCUCAUUCUCGUGGGUACUGAAAUACGUUUGUACCCAUAAAAAAAAAAAAAGAACAGUGAUAUGGGUCAAAUUUAACAAUAAAGAGUAGAUCUAAAUAUUAAAAAGAUUUGACUUUUUGAGAUAAAAGUUCUACAUUUAAAUAAAAAAUAAAAUUAUAGGUACAUGAAAUAAGAAUUAUUAAGAAAUAUAUACGGUUAGGAAUGAAUUAAAGAAGCAUGUACCAUCUGUGAUAAAAUCUGGAGCGAUUUUUUUUUUUUAAAUUUUUUCUUUGUUGAUGCAGAUAGAGGUAGGUAUCUUUUUCAAUAAAAUCACAAUAGCUAACUGUUAUCUUAUCAUCUAUGUCUAUGUGGAUGCUUAUUUUGAGCAAGUAAAGCCAAGCCCUCGCAAAAAGAAGCCCCCAGCAGCCAAGUUGACCUAAACCCUAGCCCUACAAUGUAAUAAAGUCAUAACACGAGGGCACGAUAGCAAAUCACCCAAACUUAUUCGUAUUUAUUUUCCACUACUUCCCUCCACAAUGCGUCCGAACCAAAAGCUCCCACCUUCCCUCGUUUUAUGCACUCUUUCGCUUUCCUCCAAGUUUGUUUCCAAUGUCGGGGGCUCAACCUCAGAACCGCCGGCCGGCGGCGCCUAUUGCGGCUGCCGCGGCGGAGGCUGGCGGUGGGCAUGCUUUGCAGCAACUGAAGCGCCGGCUUCCUUUCUCGUCCGCAAUGCCGCCUUUCGUCCCUAACGGCGAUUACCACCGUUUCUCUUCCUCCUCGGAUGAUCGCAGAGUCAAUCAGGACGCGGAAGCUAUCGUAGUUAGAUCUCCGCAGUUGAAGCGGAAGAAUGGAAUGGACUAUGAUGAAGUUGAGUCAGUUAACUGGAUCAGUAGUCCUGGGUGCGCUGAUAAAGCUAACAGUCCCCUGCAGACACCGGUAUCUGGAAAAGGAAGAAGGGUAUAUGGCAGGACAAGAGUCUCAAAAAGUGAUAGAUCUGGGCCUCUGACCCCAAUGUCAAAUGCUGGAUCUCCAUCACCUCUAACUCCUGCUGGUAGCUGCCGUUAUGACAGCUCUCUAGGUCUUUUGACAAAAAAGUUUGUCAAUUUGAUUAAGUAUGCAGAAGAUGGUAUUCUAGAUUUGAACAAAGCUGCUGACACCCUGGAGGUGCAGAAGAGGCGAAUUUAUGACAUAACAAAUGUCCUUGAAGGAAUUGGUCUAAUUGAAAAGAAGCUGAAGAACAUAAUUCGGUGGAAGGGACUUGAGGCUUCAAGACCAGGGGAGGUUAAAGAUGAUAUUACUACCUUGCAGGCAGAAGUUGAAAAGCUUUCCAUGGAAGAACAGCGAUUAGAUGACAGGAUUAGAGAAAUGCAGGAGAAAUUGAGGGACUUGAGUGAAGAUGAAAGCAAUCAAAAGUGGCUUUUUGUAACUGAAGAGGAUAUCAAGGGCCUACCUUGCUUUCAGCAGAAUGAAACCCUAAUUGCAAUCAAAGCUCCACAUGGGACUACUCUUGAAGUUCCAGAUCCUGAUGAGGCUGUUGACUAUGCCCAGAGGAGAUACCGAAUAAUCCUGCGUAGCUCAAUGGGACCAAUUGAUGUCUACCUUGUGAGCCAAUUUGAGGAAAAGUUUGAGGAUGUGAAUGGUGCUGAGCCAUCCAUGAGCUAUCCAAUCGCUUCAAGUUCAGGCUCCAAUGAAAAUCCUGCAACACAGGCGACCACUAUUGGAAGUGAAAUAGAGAUUGAACCACAGCCACAAGAUGGCAGCUCUAGUUUAAAUGUUUCACAGGACUAUGCUGGAGGGAUCAUGAGGAUUGUCCCGUCGGAUAUUGAUAACGAUGCAGAUUACUGGCUCCUAUCAGAUGCCGAUGUUAGCAUCACUGACAUGUGGAAGACAGAUUCUGGUGUUGAGUGGGAUGGAGUGGAUAUGCUUGGGAAGGAGAUUGGAAUGGCUGAUAUUGGCACCCCAAGGUCAAGUACUCCGUCUUGCAUUUGUGCUGAUAUUCCAUCGGAUGCUGUUGACAUGGAUCAAAACCAAAGGUGAUUCCCAUUUCUGCAAUAUAUAUUUAAGUGAGCAGCUCAUAUAUGCUUAAAAAUCGUAGCUUUUGGUCACUGGCACUGCCAUGGCUUCCUGUUGUAUUACUAAUUGAAUCCAAUAUUUUGAUUCAAUAAAGAAGUUUAAGCCCCA
Diospyros lotus (date-plum) is the source of this 2843-nucleotide messenger RNA. Its product is annotated as transcription factor E2FA-like. The transcript is spliced from 14 exons. Gene Ontology annotation, cellular component: RNA polymerase II transcription regulator complex. The record is from RefSeq and is a predicted model, not a curated record. Bases 1272 to 2699 code for a protein of 475 amino acids. Gene Ontology annotation, molecular function: RNA polymerase II cis-regulatory region sequence-specific DNA binding; protein dimerization activity; DNA-binding transcription factor activity, RNA polymerase II-specific. Lineage: Eukaryota; Viridiplantae; Streptophyta; Magnoliopsida; Ericales; Ebenaceae. Gene Ontology annotation, biological process: regulation of transcription by RNA polymerase II.